AUGACUGCAGCAUUAAAAGCCGUAGAGGACUUCUUGUUCAGGGACUUCCUCAGUCGAACAAGGUUCACCACCAAUUACUAUGACAUGGAUUCCCAGCAGAGAACUUCAGAGGCGUUGGACAAGAGGUUCAAGGGGUAUCAGAAGCUAUGCCUCUAUGGACUUGGUUCUGUUUUCUGGGGAGCUACAACCGGUGUUCUGAGUAAUCUACAGGAUAAGCAUCCAGAUUGGAUUUUCUGGGGUAGCAUAUAUUUCGUUUUGUCUCUUGUGCUGAUGUUGAAUGGCUUGACCGCUGCAACAUUUUCAAGCUCUACUCCCUUAGCGCUUAGCACAGCUGGUCUUGGAGCGUGGACUGCAUACAUUUACAUGUUAGCUACAUUCCAUGUCGCAUCACUUCAGUUUCACUCCAAUGUGGAACAAUGUGCCUACUCAAUGAUCAUAGCAUCUAUUGCCGUGACGUUCCACUGGAGCUACAGCUCUCAGGAUCCGCUGGUCUUGCUUAUGCUCUGCAAGCUUAUUUUGUGGCUGCUACUCAUAACUCUCUAUGGUAUUGUCAUACUGAUUCCUUGGGGCAUUUUCAAACUAUUCUCACUGGUUCCUUGGACCAUUGGGUUAGUCAUAAGAUGGAAAUUCACCAAAGAGUUUUCUGUUGGCAAAGAAGAGUGCUCGCAGCACUACAACAGAGAGUGA
This is a messenger RNA of Miscanthus lutarioriparius, 687 nucleotides long. Lineage: Eukaryota; Viridiplantae; Streptophyta; Magnoliopsida; Poales; Poaceae. The record is from the annotation of a GenBank genome assembly.